Messenger RNA from Chlamydomonas reinhardtii, 1581 nucleotides. RefSeq lists its product as uncharacterized. The record is from RefSeq and is a predicted model, not a curated record. The coding region runs from base 290 to 538 and encodes 82 amino acids. The transcript is spliced from 4 exons. Lineage: Eukaryota; Viridiplantae; Chlorophyta; Chlorophyceae; Chlamydomonadales; Chlamydomonadaceae.
CAGGAUCUACACACCACCCGAAAUCAGCCAUACUCAACAGCCAGCCUCAGGUCAGGUCUAAGUUUCGCUGCCGCGCUGCCGUGCGCACAAUUUUGCAAUAGAAGACGUAUCACGACGGUAGCAUACGCCAUCGCGACGCCGUGGUGCCGAACACAGCGGCGUCAUCCCACCGACACGAGGUCUAGCUCCACACAGCGGGGAUGAUGCCUUAGCAGCCGGCAGGAACGUGCUGGAUGGCAACGCGGGGCCGGCGCACGAUGCCGGUUGGCUGUGGAUUGGCUCUGCCGUCAUGCACGCGCCGUUGGGGAGCUGCUGUAGCGCUGCAUUGGUGUCCUCCUCUGCCGACGACGCGCCACCAGGGUCCAGCAGCAGGUGGUUCAGCCCGCCAAUGACGAUCUUGCAGCCCACCAGAGCGCGGCUUAGCGCGCGUGUCGACAGGGGAAACUCGCCGAAGCAGCGCGGUGACAGGUGGUCAGCUAGCUGGCUGAAGCGCUCCGGGCAUGGCUCCAGGCGGAUGGCGGCCGGGAUGACGUUGUAGAACCAGGUCAUCGGUGCCGCUCCUCGUGACAGGACACAGAUGUCCGAGCCGUGCAGGAUGACUCCGACGUGGCGGCGCCCUCCGCCGGCUGGGUAGCGCUCGCCGAUGGUGCGCUCAGCUGCGGCUGCUGCGCGUCCUCCUCCUCGGGCUCCGGUGACGCGGCGUUCUCGCGGUCGCCCAGCAAACAAAUGGUGCAGUCGGCGCUCUCCUCCAACUCCUCCACAGCCGGGAACUGUUGUCGAAUCUCCCUCAGCAUGGGGCUCUGAGCGUAGAUGUUGGCUGGGUUGCAGUCCACCGCCGGGCGCAGCGCCACAGGGUAAUCACACACGCCGGCGGCGACGUCGUUGGCAACCACCUGGUCCAGCGCGGCUCGGUCAUCUGGCGGCGAAGGGGCAGCCCGGCCGGAGCCCUCCUCAACGGCUUGGCGUGGGUAGCACGUAGCCGAAGUGGUGACGGCUCCAGAUGGCACGGUGGUGGCUCCACGCAGUGGGUGGCAUGGGUUGUUGUCUCGCCGGUCGCCACCACCACGACCUGGGUCGCGGCGGACGUUGCCGCCGCUCUGGCCGGGCGGUCGCGGGGCCUGAGGCAAUGGGCCGCGCCGGUCAGGCGGCGGGGCGAACGUGCGCCCGCCGUCCGGCCUGUCACGGAAGCGUGCAGCCCGGGAGGGCUCCUCCGACUCCUCGUGGCAACCUUCACCCCAACUCCCGCGCUGGGGCUGGUCCAGACGCCCGUGCCGGAUGCCAGAAUGGCGGGUGCCGGAAGCCGGGUGGGACAUGACGGUGCUUGCAAUGCGGCGGGAGCGGGCCUCAUCGACGUAGAUGGCAUCACGAAUAGCGGCGUCCAGCGUGCGUGGCCGCAUGAGGUACACCAGGUUGUACACGUCCGGCAGUAGGCCGUGUAGGAAGUGGUAGGUGUAGGCAGGGUCCUUGUCCAGGUCGAUGGAGAGCUGAGAGGCCAGGUCACGGUAGCGGUCGGCGUACUCGCGCACAGACUCCCAGCACUCCUGCCGGCAGCUUGACAGCAGGUUGUAAAGCUCCUCCUCA